Molecule: messenger RNA, 954 nt
Organism: Bipolaris zeicola 26-R-13
Lineage: Eukaryota; Fungi; Ascomycota; Dothideomycetes; Pleosporales; Pleosporaceae
Exons: 3
Coding region: 1-954 (317 amino acids)
Cellular component (GO): plasma membrane; fungal-type vacuole
Source: RefSeq, a predicted model, not a curated record
AUGAACACACUCGUCUAUCGUGCGGAUCCUCCCCCUGAAGGGUGCACUGAAGUAGGACCCCCUGGGUGCGAAGUCGAAAACACAAUCUACGCCUACUAUCCGAGCCUCGGGGCCAACGCCUUCUUCGCUGCCUACUUCGGCCUCGCACUUGUCUUCCAAAUCUACUUUGGUAUCCGGUACAAGACAUGGACGUAUAUGAUUGCUCUGGGCUGCGGUUGUCUUGCAGAGUGUAUUGGAUACAUUGGACGAAUACUCCUCCACGAAAACCCCUGGAAUGAUGUAGGGUUCAAUAUUCAGAUUGUGUUGCUCAUCUUCGCACCAGCAUUCCUAGCAGCAGGCAUUUACCUGACGCUCAAGCACGUCGUCAUUCAAUUCGGUCAAGAAUGGUCAAGGCUGAGGCCAAGUUGGUACACAUACAUCUUCAUCGCUGCCGAUCUUCUAUCUUUGGUCCUUCAAAGUGCCGGUGGUGCUCUUGCGGCGACGGCAGAAGAUGGUGAUGACAUUUUGGACAUCGGAACGAACAUCAUGAUUGCCGGCAUCAUCUGGCAGGUUGUUGCGCUCGCCCUCUUCGGUCUUCUCGUUCUCGAAUACAGCAUCCGUACCUACCGCCACCGCGAUCGCCUCUCCCCAUCAGCCAUCGCACUCUGGGAGAAUCGACGCUUCAAACUAUUCUGCGGCGCUGUGAUAGUCGCCUAUGUUACCAUCUUAGUCCGAUGCGUGUAUCGUAUUCCCGAGCUACUAGGCGGCUGGGGCGGCAAACUCAUGCAGGAGGAGCUGGAAUUCAUCAUCUUGGAGGGUGUGAUGAUUGCAAUCACAGUGCUAGCACAGACGGUAUUCCAUCCUGGACUGUGCUUCCCUCCCCUUGGGAAUACCUUCGGAAAGAAGAAGCACGCCGACAUGAACACGCUGGAGUCAGGCACUGCGAUGUCGGAACAAGAACGCAUCCGCAAUUAG